Messenger RNA from Linum trigynum, 1701 nucleotides. Lineage: Eukaryota; Viridiplantae; Streptophyta; Magnoliopsida; Malpighiales; Linaceae. The record is from the annotation of a GenBank genome assembly.
GAGCACGGUACUAUACAUCAAUCCUUAAUGAGUGAACUCUAGUUCUUAAUUUUCUAAUACUCGAAACACUAAGAUUGUUUAUCUAGCAUGUUGGAUGUAUAUCGAUGAAUUAGAACCGUGAAACUACUGUUUCUCAUUAAAUUGAUCUGAUGGUUAUAUGAUUUCAAAAAUUAGGGCAUAGAUUUUGGUAGGAAUACAGUUGUACAAAACCUUUUAUUCCUUUUUUUAAUUAAUUUUACUCGACUACAUUCUGUUUGUUUCUAAUUAAUUUUUUUAAUUAAUUUUUCUCGAGGUUGGAUUGCGGCCUUAUGUCUAAAAUUCCUCUUAGAAGGCCCCUGAGGAGCGAUUCUAGGGUCUGGACUGACUCAGAUGAUGGGAAGUACUCGGUGAAAUCAACUUAUAACAGAAUCUUUGAGAGCCGUAACCACAAUACAACUUCUCGCAAUUUUAUCACAGACGAGGAAACUAAGUUCUGGAUUAGUCUAUGGAAAACCUCUAUCCCUCCUAAGGUUCGAAUGUUCAUUUGGAGGAUGGGGAGGAACAUCUUACCAAUGGGUUGCAACAUCGAAAAGUGGAGUGAGGAUGCUAACUUGGAUUGCCCUUUCUGUGAACUGCCUGAAGAUCAAUUGCAUGCUCUGAGAGAGUGUGGCUGGGUUCGCCGCCAAUGGAGCACAUAGGAAGGAAAAGGGUUAUUCGAAAUGGGAGAAGGAAGAACUUGCAUGGAAUGGUUGAGAGAAGUCUGGAGCAUCUCAAGUUUGGAUCAGAUACAACAAUUUAGCGUGAUUCUUUGGAAUCUCUGGAAGGAAAGGUGCAAUCACCUGUUUAACAACCGCAAGAUCGACGAGGACCAGAUUAUCCCGGAGGCUAUAGGCUGGUUGCAAGCGUUCUUGGAAGCUCAGGACCCACCCAUCUCUAGCUAUGUGGCCCAGAAUCAGCAACGCAGUUCCAGUGCUUCUUCUGGCUGGAUCCCACCCCCAGAGGGAACCUUCAAACUUAAUUCUGAUGCGGGUGUUCUGAAUCAAACGGGUGUUGGCUUUGGCUGUGUCAUCAGAGACUGGGAAGGGAAGUUUUGUGGUGUGAUGGCGAAGAAAGAAAGAGGAUCGUGCAGACCCAUUGAAGCAGAAGCAAAAGCAAUCGUGAUGGGGCUUUGUGAAGCGAAUAGAAGGGGUCUCGGCCCUUUGAUGGUGGAAUCGGAUUGCCAAUUGUUGAUCGGGAAGCUGGAGAAUGGUGAAACUAAUUUUUCGGAACUCGGUGUCUGUUGCGAAGAUAUCAAGAAGCUGGCAAGAUGCAACUAAGGAUUUUCUGGUGUUGCUGUAAAAUGGUGUUUUACACCAAGGAAAAAUAACGCUACGGCCCAUUGGUUGGCCCAUUCUAUUUCGGGUUGGGACAGACAAGUUGUUUGGGUUGACAAUCCCCCUUUGAACCUCUUAUGUUUGUUGGAGGCUGAUUUGGGUGGGCUUGAUUGUAACAUGUCUUAAUCUCGUUGGAAUUUAAAGCCCACGGAUUCCCAUAAAAAAAAUUAUGCACCUACUCCAGUUGUAAACUCUUUUGUAACCAUGAUAUAAACCCAACGGCAAAUGGGUUAACGAUCCAAAAAUUCUCUCAUCGUCAGGUUUUACUCAUUAGAGUUUAACUCCAAUUACUUAAGCAUCUAGAUAGUUUUUUUUUACUGAAGAUAUACAAUACAUUGAUAUUUUACCC